GGCUCUCUCUGGGUGUGCGUGCGUGCGUGCUCGAGUAGGUGUGGCACGUAGCUAGCUAGCUGCGGGUGAACCCAGUAAAGACGGUCAUGGGAGAGUAAAACUGCCAUCGUCACAGGUUCCAACACUGGAAUGGGAAAAGAAACGGCCUUAGAAUUGGCUAAACGAGGGGCUCGGGUCAUUCUGGCGUGUCGAAACACUGAGGCAGGAGAAGCUGCGCGCCAGGAGAUCAGCAGGCUAACAGGGAAUGACCAGGUUUUGUUCCGGCCUCUGGAUCUGGCGUCCUUCUCCUCUAUCAGAGAGUUUGCAGCCAGUGUGCUGCGGGAAGAGAGCCGCAUUGACCUGCUGGUGAACAAUGCUGGUGUGUUCAUGAUGCCGCUGCGUCGUAGCCAGGAUGGAGUGGAGAUGCACCUGGCCGUCAACUACCUGGGCCACUUCCUGCUGACUCGACUGCUGCUAGACAGACUGAAGGAGACUCCUAGUGCUCGUGUGGUGAAUGUGGCAGCAGACGUCUCGUCGUGGCUGGCCAACAUUGACUUUGAGGACAUCAACAGUGAGAGGAGCUACAACAGAGUCAAGGGCGGUGGCCCAGAGCAAGACUUGUGUCAUACUGGCCACCAGACACCUCUCUAGACUCCUGCAGGGCACCACUGUCACCGUCAACUCUGUCUCUCCUGGCCUCGUCAGGAAUGAGUACGGACGCUAUCGAGAUUACUUUUUUGGAUAUGUCCAUGUGAGCAUAUUUUUUCAUGCCAGACAAGCAUAAGCCUGAAUCUGAGAUGUUGUGUUUGCACAAUGCAUGCGCUGGAGAAGGUAUACCAAUAUAGGUAGUAAGGGGGAAAUGGAAACGUAAUUGCAUUAUUGCACUGGGCCCUAUUGGUAAGCCUACAUAGUCGUCUAAAUUAUUUAUUUAUCUUAUGUCAGACACUGUCACCAUAACGUAAUGACAGCUGAAUUUUACACUCGCUCUAGUAGUAUUAUUUCCAUGCAUGGUGUCUUAUUUUCCUGUCAGACACUGCUGUUUCCCUUGAUAUACCUGUUCCUGCGGACCCCCAGUCAGGGAGCAGCCACGGCUGUGUUCUGUGCUGUGUCGGAGGAGGUGGAGGGAGUGAGUGGGAGACACUUCCGAGACUGUCGAGAGACUCCAGUCUCUCUGCCUGCCUCUCUUGACUCUCAGGCAGCUCAGAGACUCUGGGACAUCAGCUCGAACAUGACUGGACUCAACUGUGAUGACUCAAACCAAGUUCAUAGAGAUGACAUUGAUUGAGUAUGUUAUGUAUGUGUGUCCAAAACGCAA
Geodia barretti is the source of this 1294-nucleotide messenger RNA. Lineage: Eukaryota; Metazoa; Porifera; Demospongiae; Tetractinellida; Geodiidae. The record is from the annotation of a GenBank genome assembly.